AGAAAGUUCUUCAUAUAUAAGAAGUAGUUCGUGUCGAAACGUCCUGUGUAAAUAUUCAUAUUUACGAUCUAUAAAAGAAGAAACGUACUUUUGAAUAUACUAAUUAUUAACUCUAAUAAUACACCAUAAAUUAUCGGACUUAUUUAAUAACAUCGUGUUUAUACUUAAAAUCGAUCAUGGAUCCGCACCAUGUACGCGAAGAAAAUAAUCGUCUCGAAAAUGAAGAUAUUAGACAGAACGAUAAUGCCAAUGCUGCACCAAAUGGUAAUGCCGUUAGAGAAAAUAAUGAUGCCAGAAAUGAAAAUGCUGCACCAAAUGGUAAUGCCGUUAGAGAAAAUAAUGAUGCCAGAAAUGGAAAUGCUGCACCAAAUCGUGCAAGAAAUAUUAGACGAGUUGAAGAAGUUAAUUUUGAUCUUGAAAAUGUUAAUUUUAUACCGAAUGAUGUAGCCUUUGCAUUUUUGGCUCGCCGAAGACGAGUUUUGAAUAUACAAGGAUUAGCUGAACAUAGAUUAUUUCGAACUACUCUCGAACAUAUAAAAAAUGUUUUCUUAGUCGGAUUGACCCCACAUUUUGAUGAAUUUGACGUUCAGGUGGUUUCUUGCCCUCCUUUAACCAGAUCGCCAUACAAUCUUGCCAAAAAUGGAUUAUCUGGCAGUCCAAUAUUUUUGCGCGUGGGUACUUUAGACAAUAUAAGACCAAACCCGUCGGUAGACGAAAUAUAUGACAUUCGAGAUGAAUUGCUUGAAUGUAUUUUUGAUAGUUUUAUUAUUGGAGCAGGUUUUGCCGCGAAACCGUCUAUGCCUUACAACGGUGUUCUUACUAUGAAUGCGACAGCCGUACUACCCGACAAUGUUAACAAUAAUAGUCGUAUCGCUUAUGAAGAUAAUGUUGGGCUUUUACAACAACAAAAAGUUGAAGAUCCUCGCCAUAUGGUAUGCGCUAUGAUGGGCAACUUUUUUAUCAAUGAAGGUAGAUCAGGACUGGUGAUCAGAGUGCGUAUUAAAGGACACAAACGAAACAUUCUAGGCGAAAUACAGCGUUGUCUGCUACGUUAUUGUAAAUUUUCAGUUGUUUUAGGUGGCGUGUUUUUAAUAAACGGAGGACGAGUGAUAUGCUCUAUUACAAAAGAGACUUAUCCACAAACCCGAUACUGGACCAUGCACAGGACUUAUGCAUAUGAUUGUAAAGAUUUAGUAGCUCUUGGCGUAGUAGCCAAUACUCCAUUCGAAAUUUAUUCGGGACAAGAGACUUACGAUACUAUAUAUACAAAUAGUCGUUUCAAGUUUCACGUAUUCUCUGAUGGUGAGCCGGCCGGCAUAUACCAAGAUGAUCUCACACCAAAAGAAACAGAAUACGUCGGUUACUUUAAUAUAGCGGAACGUGCAAUUUUCUAAAUGUAACAAAUUUUUAUACUUUGAUAUAAAAUCAAAUUCUUUCUAUAAAUAUAUUAUAUGUCGUGAGAAAUUCACGUCAAAUGUAUUCAUAAGGCUUUUAUGAUAUCAUUCAUGAUAUCAUCACAAAGAUAUCAUUUUCAGAUAUUUUACAUAAAUUUCUAGAUUCGCACAAGAAUUAUUUUAGAAUACAACUUUUAUUUUAGAACAUAAACCGGAAAAUUUAUUAACAUAUUAUUAUGAUAUAAUAUAUUAUAUUAUUUUGAUAUUGACAUUGAAUUACUAAUAGUAGCUCAAAUAAUCUUUCUCUUGAUUUUCUCUUGACGAUGAAAGAAAUUAGAAAAACAUUACAUAAGAAGUUUGAUCAUAUUUUAUUCUUUCUUAAGAAACUUAUACUCUUACUUUUUCUGUAGAUAAAUAAUUAAUUUUUUAGACUUUUUCAUGAACAAUAGACAUAAAUAU
Cataglyphis hispanica is the source of this 1853-nucleotide messenger RNA. RefSeq names its product ester hydrolase C11orf54 homolog. Gene Ontology annotation, cellular component: nucleus. Gene Ontology annotation, molecular function: zinc ion binding; hydrolase activity, acting on ester bonds. The coding region runs from base 177 to 1394 and encodes 405 amino acids. NCBI's taxonomy places the organism in Eukaryota, Metazoa, Arthropoda, Insecta, Hymenoptera, Formicidae. The transcript is spliced from 7 exons. The record is from RefSeq and is a predicted model, not a curated record.